CGCUAAGAAACCCUCCCUCAACCGCCAUUCCUGUUUUUGCUUAGAUUGAAACACUUGAACUAAAAUGGUAUCUCCAAUUGCCUUUCUGAGAGGACUGUUCCAAGUUUCAUCGGCCAACAUCAGUCGAUAUCCGGAUCGAUAGGGUUGCAGCAAUUGGCUACGCUGACACGAUGACAUUUCCUGACUUAAUAGCUGGUAAAAGACUUGGAGAAAUGUUGGCAAGUAGUCGUGGUUCACGGCUGGCGAGGCAGGUAAAGGAGGUGCUCCUUAUAUGCAGAACUAGAAGAGCCAACAAUCACAUAAUGAUCCCCUCCACCAGCGCUGGAUGCCGGUAUUGCAACUAUAUCAUUCCCUGUGGUUGGGAAUACCGCGACGGACAAAUCCAAAGCAGCCAUUGUCAAGAAUAGAUUAUAAACGGUGCAACUGCAGCCAGCGGGCAACCAAGGACUAUCGCGACAACCAGGACAGCAGUCCUAAGGGAGAAAGUCCGCUCCUGUGAGCAAGAAGAGAUAUAGGCGCCGCGCUAACCUGACGAAAGUGCGCCGCAACGCCCAGCUUCAACCUACGUGAUCCUUUCCAACAAGGUCUGUGAAGAAGUAACAAAUCAGCAUCUAUCCUUUGUCGAACUUGCAAAGCUUGUCGGCGCUCGACGGUAAAAAUUGGUCGCCGUAAGUCCGGAACAAUUUGAGGUUUAGGCAAGUAAAGCCAAAGCCCGCUCCAGGCGACAAGUUAGGUCCUAGAUGGAAGGUAUAAGUGACGACAAUUCGUCUCCUCUGCGUCUGGAUUGAGCUAGGUCGCGCCUAGAGAGCACGCGGGAUCCAGAGUGCCCGGGAAGACUACAAAAGAAAUCCAACAGUUAGAGGGCUCAUGUGUUCGGUUCAAAUUUCCCAUCAAGUGACCCCAAGCUGCUGAGGUCUAGAACGAGCCCGAAAUCAGGCAACCGACGGAAGCCAGCGUCGGGAGGUGCUCGCAGCAGUUCUUUUGCUGGGAUUUCAUUGGCAGGCUCCAAUGUGGGCCCAGGUGAUCCCCAGAAACCUGGGUCAAGAAGUCGCCUGUUCAUUGGUUCGUGUGGCCGAACACGAUGAUGGAAAAUGCAGGUGACCUGAUGCGCGACUUCUUGAGUAAGAGGCAUCCAGCCUCUACACUAAAAUCCUUCGAUCUAUGCAAUCAGGCACUGAUCCUCUCUGGGGCGGGAAUGUGCUGUCAACUCCUGCCCAGCUACUGCAGAUGCUUACCUCCUCAACCAUCUAUCUAUGUUUCCCUAGCAAUUGGCCAAAGAACACAACUAGCGUGUCGAUCAAAAAUAUAUCGUCAUCCAGACCCUCAGUAUAUGGGCAACACCGUCGUUGCUAGCUAAGGCGUCAAGGCUCAAUCAGUGGCAAAGGUCUCAUUUGAAUUAUGAUCAGACACUCGGGAUUAGGUCGCUUUCAAGUUCUCGCGAGUUCAUCCAGGCAACGUCAAUAUCCCCGUUUCCGGAUGUCCUCGAGUACCUCAGCGGUAAUGCCCAUGCCUUUCAACGAUGUGCACAGGAAGCUAGGAGCUGAAGCGAUUCCUUUUUCCAACGACUCCCUGCGGGCUGGAUAUCCGCAUCAAAGUCAUUCGGAAUCGCACAAAUGGACCCGUUCUCAUGCAUCCCUCUUCGAUGUUUCGGACAUGGUCCAACAUACCAUUUCCGGCCCCCUAGCUGAGGAAUUUCUCAUGACUGUCACACCCGGUGGGAUCAACAAGCUCGCCAAACACUCGUCAAUACUGUCUUGCCUCCUCUCAUUAGAGGGCGGAAUGGUGGACGACGUCGUCGUCACACGUCUUGGUAAAGCGUCCUUCUACUUGGUGACGAACUCAAGGUGCCACGAUUCCGAUCUAUCUUUCCUACGAUCCCAGCUGUCUCGAUUCAUCUCCUCAAAAUGCGCAACCAAGAAAGCCAUUGAUUGGAAUGUGCUUGAAAACUACUCCCUUCUGUCUAUACAAGGGCCCUUGUCUUCUGCAAUACUUCAAUCAAUGAUUUUCUCUGACGGGGAUGAUCCGGAGCCAGACUCAUCCCUUUCAACCCUGUAUUUCGGUCACUCGCGCUGGCUUCAACUUCACCUUCGCAUGGAGGGUUUUACCACACCUUCUCUUCUAGUGUCCCGCACUGGUCACACCGGCGAAGAUGGAUUUGAGAUAUCAAUCCCUCCUGAAAGGGGCCCUGGUCCCGCACUAGUUACAUCCAUCGCUAACGCCAUUACAUCUGACCCUCAGGCGUGCCGCUGGGCGAGCUUGAGAGUGAAGGACUCUUUGCGUCUUGAGGCUGGAUUGUGUCUGUACGGAGAUGAUAUCGACCCUGCGACUACGCCUCCUCAAGCUGGGCUGAGCUGGAUGAUACCCGAAGACCGUCGAUUAGAUCAUUCCCCAGCAUUCAAUGGGCAUGAGGUUAUAGUCUCCCAGCUCUCUAGACCGGAUACCAUCUCCGCGCAGCGAGUUGGCUUGGUUGUGGAACCGGGCCUUGCGGCGCGAGAAGGGGCAAAAAUUGUUGAUCUGGACGAUCCACGAGAGGUGAUCGGGAAGGUCACAUGCGGAGGACCGAGUCCGAGCUUGGGAGGAGUUAACAUCGCGAUGGGAAUAGUGAGGCUAGGGUGGAAUAUAAAAGGGAUCAAAAUAGGAAUUAGGGUCCGCGGGAAAACCAGAGUAGCGGAGGUGGUUAAUAUGCCAUUUGUGGAAAACAGCCUCUACUUAGGUGGCGAGGGCAAUGCUUUCAUGGGAGGUGUUAGCAAACUACAGUCAAGGGAGAACGUCAGACAAACAUAUGACUUUGUCGUUAGCUUUCAAAGUCUCACACCGAGACUCGAGAUUUGGGGUGGUAGAGGGGGAGAGAUAAACAGAGAAGCAUGAGUGAACAGGGUCUUAUGUUAAAUGUCAGAUUAUAUGUGUUUAGAGGUUUUAAUAUUAGGCUACUAAUUAACA
Messenger RNA from Exophiala oligosperma, 2940 nucleotides. RefSeq names its product glycine cleavage system T protein. Lineage: Eukaryota; Fungi; Ascomycota; Eurotiomycetes; Chaetothyriales; Herpotrichiellaceae. Bases 1399 to 2868 code for a protein of 489 amino acids. Gene Ontology annotation, cellular component: mitochondrion. Gene Ontology annotation, molecular function: protein binding. The record is from RefSeq and is a predicted model, not a curated record. The transcript is spliced from 2 exons.